AUGCUCGAUGGUUCUUCGGAUAAGACUGAGGUGGGCAAGAUGAACAAGAUGGGCGUCACUCGGUACAGGCGCCACGCCGUCAAGAGGACGAAGAGAAGCGACGGCAAGUUUUUCUGGGCUGACUCCUCCAACCGCGACGGGGACGCCUACACCGGCGCGACGGACCUCUUGGAUAACGUCACUUGGGGCUGGCACCACCCGAGUGGAACGUACAACACCAUUCCUGUCGGCAGCCCGCUCAUCGACGACCAACAGAACAUCUACAUCGGCUCCGACGACGCCAUCCGGAAGUUCGACGUCACAGGCACGAUCUUGUGGAGUUACGCCCCCAGAGGUCAGCUCGCAGCGGCGCCCACCCUGGUUCUCGCUAGCAGCAGGCGCUUGGACGCAACUGUGGUCCAGGAGGGGGGCGAUGACGCCGAGGAGGAGCGCGAGCUGCGGCCUGACUGGGUCAGUGGAAACGAGUCUGUACCUUCAGUAGGUUCAUUUGAGGUCGGCGACCUCGUCAGGGUGAAGCCGGGCUUCCGCUAUCAGGCGGAUGGCAAGGAGCUCUACAAAGCCGGCGACACGGGGAUGAUUACCGCCGUCGAGAAGGAGAACGGGGAGACGGAGAGCAGAGCCGUCAUCUCGUGGACCCGCACCGGGCACAAGAGCGUGGUGCAGCUUCACGCCAUGGGAAGCCGUUUUUCGCGCGUGGAGUCGAAGAAUGUGGCCGCCACCCUGCCCUCCAUGCUGGUAGGGAGCACUACCUCUGGCUUUGUGUUCGCCAUCGACCUCGCAAGCGGAGAGGAGCUGUGGGCAACGUGGGCCUCGAACGAUAUCGCGGGCGUCAAGGGGUCUGUGGCUGGCAAGGAUGGAAUCAUAGUGGUCGCAACCGACAGGUGCACUGACCGGUACUGUUACAGGUAUCGCAAUCAGACCAACCCCCUCACGCCCGGCAAUUCCAAGGUGCGCGGCCUGAGUGCUGCGGACGGCAGCGCGAUCUGGGAGUUCAAAACCUUUGCGCCAGUGUGGAACAUGGCUCCGCUGUGGGGCCCGCGCGACACCGUGCUUUUCCAGGACUAUGAGGGCAGGGCGUACUCCCUGGACCUCGCGACCGGCUCCCUUCGCUUUCAGGUCGGCGGCGACAUUGGCACGCACACCCAUGCAGGCGCCGUGUACGAUCCUGGCCACAACAUCUUGUUCGCCCUCGGCAUGAGGCACUACAACGUGGAGACCUACCACAUGGAGGACGCCAUCGGCACGGACGGGGGCAAAUUUUGCAAUCCUUACGUAGCACCUGGCAUCCUUAUUAAUUGCUGGACGUGGCAAGGCGGAAGGGGCUUCGUCCGUGCCUACAACGCCACCUCUGGCAGGUCCCUCUGGGACCUGAACACGCCGGAGCCGCCAGCCAGCGCCAGCACCGGGAUGGUCUCUGCGCUUGCUCACACUCGCUUGAUCGUCACCAUGGGCUUCAAUUGCGCAUUCAAUUCUCCCUCCCAGAUCUGGUCCAUUGAUCCGAACAACGGGCACAUCCGGUGGAUGAAGGAUGGGCCGACGCUGUGGACCAGUCACUGUGCUGGCGACAGGGAGGGUGCCGACAUCCGACGUGCCAUGGGCGGCCGCGCCACGUGCUCUCCGAACAGUUGGUCCUUGCCAGCGGUCGACUCGGCGGGCGACGUGUACGUUGGCAACCAGGUCGGCGUGCUGCAGAGGUGGGGCUCGCCAGGUGGGGUGCCUGGAACCAGGAAUGUCGACCUGCUCUCGACCUUGACGACCGGCGUGGCCUUUCAGGAUGCAGCCAUUGCAUUCGCCGAUGGCAUUAUGGCCGUGACCACAUGCACCUCCCUCUUGGUCUUCCAGACCUAUGCGGAGAAGUUCAACGGGUCUUGGUCAGUCGCCCACGAUGACUAUUCACCGAGUUCUGGCAUGGUCCAUGGCGACGAGGCGAGUCAUCAAAUCAGUGAGACUCCGCACACCGUUCCUACAGGAGCUCCCGGGUCUGGAUCUAGCCCUUGGGACGUCCGGUAG
Molecule: messenger RNA, 2010 nt
Organism: Prorocentrum cordatum
Lineage: Eukaryota; Dinophyceae; Prorocentrales; Prorocentraceae
Source: the annotation of a GenBank genome assembly